AUGCAGGAAUCAAUAACAUCAGACUCCGAAUAUGAGUACGAGUACGAUGCGACCGAGACAGAGACGUUCUUCGUCAACAUCGAUCUAACCUCCUACAAUGGAGCCCUGAGACCGCCGCGCGGACAACCAUCCUCGUCGGCACCAGAAGAACAACUCGGCAGAACCGAAGAAGAAGCCGAAGAAGCCGCAUCACCGCCGAAUGAAGAGAGCGCAGAAGCGACAGGAAAACGCAAACGAGUCGACGCCGAUGAAUCUAUAGACGACCUCCCGGCCGAAGAUGAGAACGAUGAUCGAAUACAAAUCAUGGAACUGCACAGCCGGAAUCCAUACGUCUCCUAUCGAAAUCAUAUUUUCAGUUGUGAAUGGGCAGAUAUGAUUGGGACAGAUAUGCAUUUCGUUCGUCGCGAAGACUCGGAGCCGGAUCCGACAUAUCUCAAGCACACGGAUGGAUAUUCAGUGAUUGCCGCGAACCCGAUAAAAUUAAUAGGACGACGAGCGCAUUUUUCUCGUCCGUCUGCUACUGCCAACGGCGCCCAAACGAAUGAAUCUGAUGCGACACAAUCUUUGUCCGCGUCGAAUCCGUUACUAGCGGAUAGUAGGUCUUCUCAAGUCCGCUUCCUGCAAGAACUCAUGGACAUCAAACGCGAAAAGGGCGAGACGGACAUGGUGCGAAUGACAUAUGGGUCGAGACGUAAUCAGCAGUUUGAAAAUAAGAUUAGCGGAUGGGCUCGUACUGAGGAUCGGAUUAAUACUAUUCAUCGCUUGAACCGCGCGGCUCUUGCGGGCGAUCAAGAGGCGCUGGCCCAGUUGGAGGAGUUGUAUAAUCAGAUAGAGGCUAGUCCCUCGUUUGAUACGGCGCCAUCCUAG
Molecule: messenger RNA, 867 nt
Organism: Talaromyces marneffei
Lineage: Eukaryota; Fungi; Ascomycota; Eurotiomycetes; Eurotiales; Trichocomaceae
Exons: 2
Coding region: 1-867 (288 amino acids)
Source: RefSeq, a predicted model, not a curated record